Corvus hawaiiensis (hawaiian crow) is the source of this 2402-nucleotide messenger RNA. RefSeq names its product ADP ribosylation factor like GTPase 8A (gene ARL8A). The transcript has 7 exons. Gene Ontology annotation, cellular component: lysosomal membrane. Gene Ontology annotation, molecular function: GTPase activity; GTP binding. The coding region runs from base 93 to 653 and encodes 186 amino acids. Gene Ontology annotation, biological process: protein transport; anterograde axonal transport. The record is from RefSeq and is a predicted model, not a curated record. NCBI's taxonomy places the organism in Eukaryota, Metazoa, Chordata, Aves, Passeriformes, Corvidae.
CCAGCCCGGCUUGGCUCGGCCCGGCCCUGCCCGGCCCGGCUCCGCACGGCUCAGCUCGGCCCCGCUCAGCGCGGCCCGGCCCGGCCGGCACCAUGCUGGCACUCUUCAACAAGCUGCUGGACUGGUUCCGGGCGCUGUUCUGGAAGGAGGAGAUGGAACUGACCCUGGUGGGGCUGCAGUACUCGGGCAAGACCACCUUCGUCAACGUUAUCGCGUCAGGACAGUUCAACGAAGACAUGAUCCCGACAGUGGGCUUCAACAUGAGGAAGAUCACCAAAGGGAAUGUUACCAUAAAGCUCUGGGACAUCGGGGGGCAGCCACGGUUCCGCAGCAUGUGGGAGCGAUACUGCCGUGGAGUGAGUGCCAUCGUGUACAUGGUGGAUGCUGCUGACCAGGAGAAGAUAGAGGCCUCCAAGAACGAACUGCACAACCUGCUUGACAAGCCACAGCUCCAGGGCAUCCCGGUCCUCGUCCUGGGCAACAAGCGGGACCUGCCCGGUGCCUUGGAUGAGAAGGAGCUCAUUGAGAAGAUGAACCUCUCCGCCAUCCAGGACCGAGAGAUCUGUUGCUAUUCCAUCUCCUGCAAAGAAAAGGACAACAUCGACAUCACCCUACAGUGGCUUAUCCAGCACUCGAAGUCCAGGCGAAGCUGAGGUCCCGCAGGCCUGGCUCGGAUUGGGAAGAUGCCAUUGUACAAGCCCACGCCCCUCUCUCCUGCUCUGUCCCUCCAGCUCUCUCUCUAGAUGGGUAUUUUUAGGGGACCCCAGACUCUGCUCACAUUGGGGCAGAAUCCUUGUUUUUAUUGUAAAGAAGAUGUCCGACUGCCCUCCUCUCCCCCUGUCCUCUCCUCCCCUCUCUCUCUCCCUCCAUUUUGGCACUGUUCUGUUGUUGUCUGUGUAUACAGUAUAUAUAUAUAUGUAUAUAUAUUUUAAUUUUUUAAUUUAAGGGAUAGUGCUGUUACUGAACUGGGCCCUGUGAGCAGUAGGAAAGCUGGGGCUCCCCAAGGCCAGCCAUGGGUCAGCGCUGGGAGGAGGAGGAGGGUGGUAGCAGAAGGCAGCCCUUGGGAAUGGGGCUGUGCCAGCUGCAGGCGAGUCCCCUGGGGCUCCCUCUCCCCUUCUCUGGGUGUCCUGCUGCUGCCUCCAGGCAGAGACCACCCUGGGGGUGUUGGAGGUGCCCACCUUGCCCUGCCUGCCUCGGGCUUCAGUGGGGGGGGAAGGGUGUGUCAUUGCCACCCGCAGGCUCCUCACCCCUCCAGGGGACAGGGAUUGGUCACAAGCCACUGUCAUCAGCCUCCCCCUAUUGCCUCCACUUCCCCAACCCCCCCUUGGGGGCCCAGGGCCACUUGUCCCCCUGCCCCACAUGGCCCCUGCUCUCCUGCCCUCUGCCCAGCCUGGCUGCUCAGGGGGGAGGAUCUGGGGCACUGGUACCAGUGCUGGGGGCCCAGCAAUGCCAGCAGCCCCUGGGGGAGCAGGGGGCUGGCACCUGCCUCCCACCCGUCCUGGGGCUGGCUCAACCCCGUGCAGCCUCUCAGGACAGCUGUGCUGGCUCCCCACAUGCCAAGUGGCAUCGCCUGUGCCCGGCUGGGGCGGCUGGCUCUGCCCUGGCCAGGGACAUCCCUUGGGAUGCCAGAGAGGGAGGGACACAUGGAGGCGCCCGGAGACACACUGAGAGCAUCUGUGCACUGUCAGUGCUGCUCGCCAGACCCAGGGGGCUGUGCCCUGUGCCUGCUCCCAGUGCCCUGCUCCCCAUGCCCUGCUCCCUGUGCCUGCUCCCCAUGCUCUGCUCCCCACUCCCUACUCCCCAUGCCACCCCCUGCCCUGCUGCCCUGGCUGGGCCGCACAGGAGCCGUGGGGCAGGGGGCAGCAGGGCUUGUGGGGACGACGGUCAGGUCUGUGUCUGCAGAGGGUGGAGGUCUGUGGAAGUUGUGUGGGGUGAGAAAGGCUGUGGCUGUCCGUGCCAUGUCUGUGCCAUUGGCUGGGGCUCUGCAGGUGCAGCCUGGGGCUCUGGCCAGGCUGUUUGGGGCCAGUUUGGGGGGACUGGGCUGGCAUUGGAGGGUGGGUGUGCAGGAGGAGGCAGCUGCUGGUCCCAGUGCAGGGCUGGGACAUAGGGUCAGGAUGGCUGGGGGGCUGCAGGGCCCCCUCUCAGCCUCUUCCCACUCAGCUCCAGCGCAUCAGGCCAGGGAUUUAUCUUCUGUUCUUGUUUUUGCAGAAUUGCACAAAGAGAGGUUUCUUUUUGUUGGUUUUUUUUUUUUAAUUUAAUGACUUGUAAAGUGUUGUCACCCCCCACCCCCCCUUUUUUUUUGUAAGAGAUAUUUUGACUCAGAUUUGACCUCUGUUGGGAAAUGAUUCUUGUAACUGUACAAUUUUUUUGCCUCCUAACAAUAAAUUAACAAUUUUGCGUUG